AUGCUUGAAGCUUGCUUAAAAAUAAUUCACUAUGUUAUUUUGAUUGCAUCUCCAUCCUUUCCACUCUACUUUCCGGAACAUUCUUUUAAUCGACUGGGGACUCUGCAACUAAUAUCGUUUAUAUCUUUUUUGUUGGUCAACAGUUUGUACAGCAAGGGCCGCGUCUUGGGUUACGAACGCGCCAAGCGUAACCAAAACCCCAACGUUUCUCUCAUCCAAAUUGAAGGUUGUCAAACUUCCAAGGAUGCCCAAUUCUAUCUCGGUAAGCGUGUCGCUUAUGUCUAUCGUGCUCAACGUGAAGUCAAUGGUUCCAAGAUCCGUGUCAUCUGGGGUCGCAUUGCUCGCUCUCACGGUACAAGUGGUGUUGUUAAGGCUCGUUUCCGUAAGAACUUGCCUCCCAAGACCUUCGGUGCUUCCGUCCGCGUUAUGCUUUAUCCCUCCAACAUCUAA
This is a messenger RNA of Mycotypha africana, 450 nucleotides long. RefSeq names its product ribosomal protein L35Ae-domain-containing protein. Bases 1 to 450 code for a protein of 149 amino acids. The transcript is spliced from 2 exons. Gene Ontology annotation, molecular function: structural constituent of ribosome. Gene Ontology annotation, cellular component: cytosolic large ribosomal subunit; ribosome. The record is from RefSeq and is a predicted model, not a curated record. Gene Ontology annotation, biological process: cytoplasmic translation; ribosomal large subunit biogenesis. Lineage: Eukaryota; Fungi; Mucoromycota; Mucoromycetes; Mucorales; Mycotyphaceae.